This is a messenger RNA of Alosa alosa (allis shad), 2985 nucleotides long. It is a transcript of the gene gtf3c3, whose product is annotated as general transcription factor IIIC, polypeptide 3. The coding region runs from base 94 to 2901 and encodes 935 amino acids. The transcript is spliced from 18 exons. Gene Ontology annotation, molecular function: protein binding. Gene Ontology annotation, biological process: transcription by RNA polymerase III. Gene Ontology annotation, cellular component: transcription factor TFIIIC complex. NCBI's taxonomy places the organism in Eukaryota, Metazoa, Chordata, Actinopteri, Clupeiformes, Clupeidae. The record is from RefSeq and is a predicted model, not a curated record.
UUGUGCUGGUAAAUCAGAGAACAAGAAAAGAGGGGGGACACUUGCAUUCUCAUGUGAAUAAGUUACAAGAAUAAUGUCGUUUUUGCAUAGUACAUGAUGUCGGAAUUUAGCCCUGAACUUAUUGAUUAUUUAGACGGAAAGAUCUCAUUCGAGGAAUUUGAGAAACGAAGAUCAGAGCGAAAAGCGAAGGAGAAGGAGAGCAAAAAGGGGAGUCAGGGGUCUGGAUCCGGUGAUGGUGAAGAUGCAACAGGCGAUGGAGAGGAUGUCUCACCAAGCACGUCGCGCGAUGUUCGAAAAACACGUAAACGGCGCACCGGUGAAACAGAGGAGGGGAUAAGUCCCUCUGUACAUCAGGCUUUUGCCUCCAUGCUUGGUGAAGGGGGUUAUGAGGAGGAUGAGGAGGAUGAGGAGGAGGAGGAGGAGGAGGAUGAUGAUGAUGAUGAAGACUAUGAUGCAGAGGAAGACUUCAAUAAAGACAAAGAGGAUAACGAGGAUGGAGAAGGGGAGGAAGAUGCAGACGAUGCUGAGACAGACGGCAUCACAGCAGGGGAUGUGUUUGCCCUGGAGAUGGAACUCAAUCGUGAGAAUAAGAAGAUGAUGAAGGAGAAGCGCCAUAGGAGUAAACUGCCACGGGCUCUUCGAGGACUCAUGGGUGAAGCCAACAUCCGCUAUGCCCGCGGAGACAAGGAAGAUGCCAUCCUAAUGUGCAUGGAGAUCAUUCGACAAGCACCCCUGGCUUAUGAGCCCUUCUCCACCAUGGCCAUGAUCUAUGAGGACCAGGGUGAUAUGGAGAAAGCCCUCCAGUUUGGCCUGAUAGCUGCGCACCUCAAUCCCAGCGAUUGUGAAGAGUGGGUCAAGUUAGCCGACAUGUCCCUGGAGCAGGAUAACAUCAAGCAAGCCAUCAUCUGCUACUCCAAAGCUAUCAAGUACGACCCGACGAACGUGCGUUUCCUGUGGGAGCGCUCCAGCCUGUACGAGCAGGUGGGCGAACAUAAGCAGGCCAUGGACGGCUACCGCCGCAUCCUCAACCUGCUGCCACCCCACGAUGGAGAGCACUUCAUGCAGCUGUCAAAGGACAUGGCCAAGAGCUAUUAUGAGAGCAGUGAGCUGCCGUCAGCCAUCGGCGUGAUGGAGGAGGCCCUGAAGCGCCACCCAGAGCUGGUCACUCACGAGUGCAUCAACAUGGCGGCCGAACUCUACAUCGCCAACCACCAGCACACCAAAGCAAUGAAGGCUUUAGUGAAGUUCUGUGGGAUUGAGCUGAAGAAGAAAGAAGAGCUGAAGACGAGUCCAGAGGAGCAACAAGUAGAAAUGGAAGAAAAGGUGGAAGAAGGGCAGGAGAAAGAGGAGGAGAAAGUAGAGGAAGAGACUGAAGAACCACUUGGGGAGGUGUUGGAGGUCAUUGUCCCAGACGAAGUGCCUGUGGACAUCAGAGUGAAGUUGAUGGUGUGCUUUAUACAUCAGCAUGUUUACAAGCCUCUGGAUCCCAUGCUGACCUCUCUGAUGGAGCAGAGCCCGGAGGAGCUGGGGGAUCUGUACCUGGACGUGGCCGAGGCCUUCCUAGACGAGGGCGAGUACAACUCGGCCCUGCCGCUCCUCUCAGCGCUCGUGUGCUCCGAGAGGUACAACCUGGCCGUGGUCUGGCUCAGACAUGCAGAGUGUCUAAAAGCUCUGGGCCACCUGGAGGUGGCGGUGCGGAGCUACUUGAAGGUGGUGGAAAUGGCCCCUCUCCACUUGGAGGCGCGCCUCUCCCUGUCCACCCUGCAGCAGCAGCUAGGACGGCCCGAGAGUGCCCUUCAGGCCCUGGAAUCCAUGUACGACCCCGAGAUGCUGGCCCAGGACUCCGGCGCUGUGCAACAGGAACUGAAGUUGCUGCUCCAUCGCUCCACUCUCCUCCUCUCCCAGGGCAAACAGGCUGACUAUGUGGACACUCUGUUGACCAUGUUGGCCAUGCUACUGAAGACAGCCAUGGUACGUGCCAGGGUGUGUUUGAUCUCUGACUCUAAUCACCUUCGUGUGACCAAAAUCUCUGGACGUAAGAGGCCUGACAAUGAGCAGGAAGCAGCCUAUCAGGACAUUGUCGGGAAGUCAAGUGUGUUGUCGCGAGAGGACUGGUGGCAGCUCCUGCUGCGCUGCAUGAACAUCCUCUGUGAGAACCGCCGCUUCUGUGAGGCCGAGCUCUUGGUGGACUCCUCGCUGAACUAUGACACUUUCUACGACGACCGGGUCAAGCGCAAGGAGAUGGGCUACCUGGGCCUGUCCACUUCCUUCCUGGACCGCAACUACGUCAAGGCGUAUGACUACAUCAGGCUGAUGCUGAUGGACUCUGUGGACCGGACCCAGCUGUGGAACACGUUCAACCAGGUGACGCUGCACUCGCAGGACGUGCGCCACCACCGCUUCUGCCUGCGCCUCAUGCUCAAGAACCCCGAGAACCUGGCGCUAUGCGUGCUCAACGGACAUGCAUCGCUCGUCUCCGGCAGCUUCAAGCACGCCCUUGGCCAGUAUGUUCAGGCCUUCCGCAUGCAGCCGGACAACCCUCUCCACAGUCUGUGUGUGGGCCUCACCUUCUUCCAUAUGGCAUCGCAGAAAUUUGUCAUCAAGCGCCACUCUCUAGUCAUGCAGGGUUUCUCGUUCCUGUGGCGGUAUGUGGAGCGGCGGGGGCACUGCCAGGAGAGCAUGUACAACGUGGGCCGUGCGCUUCACCAGCUGGGCCUCACCCAUCUGGCCAUUCACUACUACCAGAAAGCCCUGACUUUCCCCGCACCCACACUGGAGGGAAUUGAUGAUGACCAACUGGAUCUGCGCCAAGAGAUUGCCUACAACCUGUCACUCAUCUAUCAGUCCAGUGGUAACAUGGAAUUGGCCAGGCACUUGAUAUACACCCACUGUGUUAUUUAGCUCCUCAUGCAGAUGCAUGGUGCCAUGUAUGCAUGUUAUCCUAGCAAUGGACUAUAUUGUACAGUUGUGUACAUUUUGUAAAAU